Molecule: messenger RNA, 638 nt
Organism: Drosophila elegans
Lineage: Eukaryota; Metazoa; Arthropoda; Insecta; Diptera; Drosophilidae
Product: protein midgut expression 1
Exons: 4
Coding region: 139-366 (75 amino acids)
Source: RefSeq, a predicted model, not a curated record
AGAAGUUUUCGAACCGAACUGGGACGCUAAAUAAACUCACUCUCUUUGGGUUUAGUAAAACAAACUUUGUCGACAAAAGCGGUUGCUAUACUCGAAAUUGUAAUUUCACCAAGGCAUCUAUAGAAAAAGAACAAGAAGAUGUGCAAGUGCCUAGCCGGAAACGUAGCCUGUUGCUGCUUCAACUGUGCGCUUAGUGUGCUCAUUUCAGUCAUCAGUACAUUUCUGGUGGUCAUCAUUGUAGUCGGAUUGGCCGUCUACUUUAUUUACUACUACGAAAAGGAGGAUGAUGUUACCAAGCUCACAAAUAAAGUUACCGAUAACUUCCAGUCAGGAUUGGAUAAAAUCAAGGAUGCCCUAAGCAAAUAAAAUUAAGAACGGAUGAUAAGUUUACAUAAAAAUAUGUUCCAAGCUUUGCAUAAUUCCAUUGAACCAGAUUAAUUGCCACCAAUUUACACAAUCAAACACCGCCGGAGCCUUUUAGAGGAAGAUAAUUGUUAAACUUUUUCAGUAACGGUACAAAUAAUUAUUACACCCUCUAAAUAUUAUUGAGAAUCUCCCACGUACAGAAAGUUUCAAUACAAAACAAUUUUAUAAUUAUAUAUUUAUGAUGUCUAAAUAAAAAUUACUUUCUAAAAAAA